AACCUCUUCCGGGUCAGUCCGUACAUGAGUAGAGUGACAGUAGCAGCGAAAAGUAAACUCUUAAGUUUUUCAUUUGUUUUUUUAUUACUUAACAAACUAAGCUUGUUACAUUAAUAUAUUAUCAGUGUGUUUUGUUUUAAAGAAAAAUGGUGUUUUACUUCACAAGUGCCGUGGUGGACACCCCAUUCACCAUCUACAUGGGAAAAGAUAAAUAUGAAAAUGAGGAUCUGAUUAAAUAUGGCUGGCCUGAAGACAUCUGGUUUCAUGUUGACAAACUCUCCUCUGCUCAUGUUUAUCUAAGAAUGCCAAAGGGGAAAACCAUUGAUGAUAUUCCUCCAGAGGUGCUAAUAGACUGUGCACAGCUGGUGAAGAACAACAGCAUCCAGGGCUGUAAGAUGAACAACAUCAAUGUGGUUUACACCCCGUGGGCCAACUUGAAGAAAACAGGAGAGAUGGAUGUUGGACAGAUUGGCUUUCACAGACAGAAAGAGGUGAAGAUUGUAGCUGUGGAGAAGAAGAUCAAUGAGAUCGUAAACCGUCUAGAGAAGACGAAAGAAGAGCGCUAUCCCGACCUGGCGGCAGAGAAGGAGGCAAGAGACCGGGAGGAGAGGAACGAGAAGAAAGCUCAACUUCAGGAACAGAAGAGGAGAGAGAAGGAAGAGCAGAAGAAGAAAAAGGAGAUGGAGGAUCUCAGGAAUUAUACUUCACUGAUGAAGAGUGAAAAGAUGAAAACCAAUGAGGAUGGCUAUGACUCGGACGACUUCAUGUGACGCCUGCAAAUACAACGGCCGUGCAGAUGAUGGUCUGGAAGCCCCUCCCCUUUCUGCACCUCUUUACAGACUUUGAAUUAAAGAAAAUCAAA
Cyprinodon variegatus (sheepshead minnow) is the source of this 862-nucleotide messenger RNA. RefSeq names its product coiled-coil domain containing 25 (gene ccdc25). The transcript has 9 exons. Bases 147 to 770 code for a protein of 207 amino acids. The record is from RefSeq and is a predicted model, not a curated record. NCBI's taxonomy places the organism in Eukaryota, Metazoa, Chordata, Actinopteri, Cyprinodontiformes, Cyprinodontidae.